Messenger RNA from Leptidea sinapis, 813 nucleotides. RefSeq names its product general odorant-binding protein 71 (gene Obp59a). The record is from RefSeq and is a predicted model, not a curated record. Gene Ontology annotation, molecular function: odorant binding. The transcript is spliced from 4 exons. Bases 48 to 755 code for a protein of 235 amino acids. NCBI's taxonomy places the organism in Eukaryota, Metazoa, Arthropoda, Insecta, Lepidoptera, Pieridae.
AUGAAAACAGGAACGAUGACGGAAGAAAUUAUAACAACAGAGAUAGGAUGUCAGACAGUGGAAGACAAUGGUUGGAUGGCAAAUUAGAAAAUAUCAAUAGGAAUGACUAUGGUUUUGAAAAUGGAAUGCAAAGAAGAGAACAGAAAACGAAUGGAAGAAAUCAAUAUAGUCAAUAUGAAAGCUCAUACAACCAACGAGAUACGAAUGAUAGAAGAUAUGAUGAAAUGAGUAAUGGUAACAGAGCUAAAACUUAUGGUAAUGCGUUUGACAACAACUAUGGAUCCGAAAACCAAAAUUAUAAUCAGAAUGACGACUUUGGAAGCAGCAUGACGUAUUCAACACAGAACUCUAGACGCUACAAAAGGGAUCGACGAGUAGAAAUCAACUCUGGUCAAAGAAGUCAGUAUAAUCCAAAUAUACAAAGAUCUGGUGAUAAAUCCCGUGACCGAAGAAAUUCUACUGACAACAAUCAAAACGGAAGAAGCUGUGCAAUGCAUUGUUUUUUAGAAAACUUAAAAAUGACAGGUGAAAAUGGCAUGCCAGAUAAGUAUAUGAUGACAAAUACGAUGACGAAGGAUGUCAGAAACGAGGAUUUGAGGGAAUUCUUACAAGAAUCAAUCGAAGAGUGUUUUCAGAUACUUGAUAAUGAAAACUCGGACGACAGAUGUGAGUUUUCCAAAAAUCUAUUAAUUUGUUUGUCCGAGAAAGGCAGAGCUAAUUGUGACGAUUGGAAGGACGACAUACAGUUUUUGUAACGAAAAUGAAAAGGCUUACACGGAUACAGUUAAGAGGACUUUUACAAAUUUGAUAAAU